Molecule: messenger RNA, 912 nt
Organism: Arabis nemorensis
Lineage: Eukaryota; Viridiplantae; Streptophyta; Magnoliopsida; Brassicales; Brassicaceae
Source: the annotation of a GenBank genome assembly
AUGGAAGAGGUAAUGUCAAUGAUCUUCCACGGAUUCAAACUAGUUAAGGAGCUUGAGUCCAGCUUACCGGAAAAGGCACCGGAAUCUUUAUCAGUCUCCCUCGACGAGAUCGCGAAAACAUUCGGUGAUGCAAACGAGCGGCUGAAGAUAGUCCAUGGGAUCAAGAACUCCGAGACCCUAUUGAACCAAUCUAAACCGGUGAUGAUUGCGUCCGGUUCAGAUCAGAUGUUAAUGCAGAUUGAACCGGAUAUGAUGCAGGAGUAUUGGUCAAGGUGUGGUGGUUUCGCAUCAUCUCAGGGAACCGAAGCCAAGAUUCAAAGACAGUUCAUGGCUGUUGAUGGUGGCGGUGGAAGGAAUUUGACGGUUGCGGAAGGAUCCUCCGGCGCCGGUAGCGGUUCCUCCACGCCUAUGAAGGGGAGAAGGAAGGAUGACGGAGAAGAGAAAACGGUGUUUUUGGUGGCGGCGUUAAGGACGGGAAACACAGAUCUUCCACCGGACGAUAACCAUACUUGGCGUAAAUACGGCCAAAAGGAAAUUCUUGGUUCUAGGUUUCCUAGGGCCUACUAUAGGUGCACCCACCAAAAGUUAUACAAUUGUCCAGCCAAGAAACAAGUCCAACGCCUCAACGACGAUCCUUUCACCUUCAGAGUUACUUACCGUGGCUCACACACUUGCCACAUCUACUCAACCGCUCCUACCGCUUCUGCGGCCGCCCCAACCGUUCCAAUCUCAUAUGCGGCCGCCACCACGGGCCAUUCCGUUGAUUACGGUCCCGCCCUCUUAGACAUGGCCGACACUAUGUUUGGUAGUGGCGGGAUCGGAGCAAACAUGGAUUUCAUAUUCCCUUGUAAUGAUCCAUCUCAGGAUCACCACUGUUCCCGGCGGCCGGACGACGGCGAGGGAGACCAAUAG